Molecule: messenger RNA, 888 nt
Organism: Nakaseomyces glabratus
Lineage: Eukaryota; Fungi; Ascomycota; Saccharomycetes; Saccharomycetales; Saccharomycetaceae
Cellular component (GO): cytoplasm
Source: RefSeq, a predicted model, not a curated record
AUGAGUUCACUUCGAAAGGAUCAUGCCAUAAUGGUCCCAUGCCAUUCUAUUUGGAAUUACUUCACCAGUUGCAGUGAUUAUAUUCAUUUAGGACAAGAUCCAGAACAAUGGUUUCUUGCACCAUUUCAGUACGAGGGAAGAGACCAUUUAAGCUUUAUAAAGCAUGGACUGGCAGGUUUGGAUACUUUACUAAGUGAUUUUGCAAAUUCAACACUUAUCUUUAGUGGUUCACAAACGAAGGCAGAGGCUGGUCCAGUCUCAGAAGCACAAAGCUAUCAAUUGUUGAUGUAUAGGAUAAUAAAGCAAUCCAUUGACGACAUUAAUGUAGUGAAUGGCAUUUUUGGCAACAUUGAUAGUGAGAUAUUGAAGCUUAUUCAAUCAAUCAUAAGUAAAAUGAGAGAUCAGGAAAUUACAUUAGAUCAACUCUUCGAAUCCCAUCGGAUUACUCUUGAAGAAUACGCGUUAGACUCAUUUGAUAACCUUCUUUAUUCAUUAGGACAAUUCCAAGCUGUGAAUGGAAAUUAUCCUAAAAAGAUGACCAUUGUAGGAUUUGGCUUCAAACAAUCAAGAUACCUGGACUUACACGCUAAGGCUAUUGACUUUAAGAAUAUAAACUAUAUUUCAAUAGAGCCAUCACCAACAGGAUAUAAUUCAGAACAACUAGAGGUAUAUUUUAGUACUCUAUCUGCUAUGGAAAAAAAGAAUGCAGCAGCAUUAUUUCAAAAUGAUUAUUAUGGAAGAAGAUCACCUUUGCUGGAUAAGAAACAAUCUAGGAAUCCGUUCAACAAACAGCCAAAAUAUGAAAUACUCAAUAUCCUAAAAGGACUGGAAAAUUAUAGCGAUGAAGAAUUUUUACAGAAACAUAUUGUUGGACAUACACCAUGGUAA